Colletotrichum tamarilloi is the source of this 645-nucleotide messenger RNA. RefSeq lists its product as uncharacterized. The transcript has a single exon. Lineage: Eukaryota; Fungi; Ascomycota; Sordariomycetes; Glomerellales; Glomerellaceae. The annotation marks the transcript as partial. The record is from RefSeq and is a predicted model, not a curated record.
GCAAAUUUGCGCGGACAGGCUUUUAAGGAACGCGGUUUCAAAGGAUGGGCCUGGCGGCCGUGUAGGUGCAACUUGGGUCGUACUAAGCAACUAGUGAGGACGCCGCCGUUCACUCAUCCAUGUCGAUUCCAGGGCGAGUAUGCCCAGCUGUCACGGCUCUUCUCUCGCGGGAUCCGAGAUCAGAACAUCAGAUCAACAACAGGAACCUCCACAUCAUUUUCAGCUAGACUGCUGUUGAUCAAACUUCAACAACCAGAUGUUGACAGGGCUUCAAUUAUCUGCUUUUCCCGCCCAACCCCAGCAAGCUCAUUCCCAGCUUUGCCCCCACCACCGACCUGGGCGCUUGCUUUGGCCCGUUACAUCACCUUAGACACAAGACCCUUGUCUCAUCAUUCUGCCAGGGCUUAUCUGUGCCUCUUCUUCCGCCGGGUUCUGACGUUCAGUCCAGUUCCUGAUCCAGAGUCCUUUGUACUUUGUACGCUUGUGAGGAGGAAACCCAUCUCUUCAGGCGGAGGGGUGAGUCGAACCUGUCUGCCGGUACCGCUGGGUCGGACGAUCUUUACUCUUCUCCCUAUGCUAAGACUUUGGGCAGACGGCCAGACCAAUUCGAGCACAGCCCGGACAUUCACAGCCGUUUGGGCUUAG